Messenger RNA from Nymphaea colorata (pocket water lily), 2301 nucleotides. RefSeq names its product CBS domain-containing protein CBSCBSPB5-like. Gene Ontology annotation, molecular function: protein binding. The record is from RefSeq and is a predicted model, not a curated record. Lineage: Eukaryota; Viridiplantae; Streptophyta; Magnoliopsida; Nymphaeales; Nymphaeaceae. Bases 363 to 1985 code for a protein of 540 amino acids. The transcript is spliced from 15 exons.
AAUGGAAAUUUCUGCGAGAGAUAGAGACGUAGGAGUCCUGCUUCUUCCAUUCUCCUUGACAGGAGUUCAGUCAGAUUCAAAUGGCAGCAAAAUUUUGUUAUUAAACAAUGUUUUCUGUCAGAUAGGAAAACUUAAGAAAUAUGGACAAAUUAUUAAUAAAUAUAUGGAACUGACGAUAAGUUGAAUUCAUCGUCAUUUUUGCGCUGUGUUGGAAUAAAGCCUCUCUCUCUCUCUAAAAGGUGGGGAGGGCUCUGGUUCCGAGGGAUAUCGUGUUUCCCGGGCGUUUCGAUUUGAAGGAGGAGCCGGGAACUUGGCGAGGGCUGGAAGAGUCAGGAAGGAGGUCCUGUGCCAGUGGAAUCCCGAUGGAAAGUGGUGGUGCUGGUCACGUUGGACCUCUGAGAAAGAGCGUCACCAAGAAGAAGUCCACCGAGAACGGAGGGAACGACCAUGGGAGGAGAUCUUCCGUGUCUUCUCGUUCGGCAGUACCUGCUGGGGAAAGGACAGUGAAGCGGCUUCGAAUGUCUAAGGCUCUUACUGUUCCUGAUAGCACAACUGUUUAUGAAGCAUGCCGCCGCAUGGCUGCUCGUAGAGUUGAUGCUAUAUUAGUGACUGAUUCAAACGCCUUGCUCUGUGGGAUAUUGACAGAUAAGGAUAUAGCCAUAAGGGUGGUUGCGGCAGGGCUUAACCUUGAGGAAACUACAGUUGCAAAAGUCAUGACGAGAAACCCUGUAUUUGUUCUUUCAGAUACACUGUCUGUUGAAGCAUUACAGAAAAUGGUACAAGGAAAAUUCCGGCACUUGCCUGUUGUUGAAAAUGGUGAGGUGAUUGCAUUGCUCGACAUUGCAAAGUGCCUAUAUGAUGCUAUUGCACGGAUGGAAAGGGCAGUGGAGAAAGGGAAAGCCAUUGCAGCGGCUGUAGAAGGAGUAGAAAAACAAUGGGGAACGACUAUUUCUGGUCCUAACACUUUCUUGGAGACGCUAAGAGAGCGGAUGUUCAGACCUUCUCUAUCAACAAUUAUCAGUGAGAAAACAAAAGUAGCUACAGUGUCUCCAACGGACUCAGUGUUAACUGCAACUAAGAAGAUGCUUGAACUCCAUGCGAGCUCAGCAAUUGUUACAGUUGGGAACAAGCCACAGGGGAUACUAACCUCGAAGGAUAUUUUGAUGAGAGUGAUCACGCAGAAUCUUCCUCCACAAUCAACUCCUGUUGAGAAGGUCAUGACCCCAAAUCCCGAAUGUGCCACAGUUGACACACCAAUUGUUGAUGCUCUACAUGUCAUGCAUGAUGGGAAAUUUUUACAUCUUCCAGUGGUAGACAGAGAUGGGCUUGUAGUCGCUGUCAUUGAUGUAAUCCAAAUUACUCAUGCAGCUAUAUCGACAAUUGGAACAACUGGGGUGGUCGGGAGUGAAACAACAAGCACAAUGAUGCAAAAGUUCUGGGAUUCAGCAAUGUCCAUGGGAGAUGAUGAAGAUACAAGAAGUGAAGGAUCCGCAACUGCAAGGCAGACAUCUGAAGGAACUGAAACAGGGAGGCUUGGUUAUAUGUCAGAGCUUGGAAAUACCUUUGGGUUUAAAUUGGAAGACAAAAGGGGCCGCAUGCACAGAUUUAAUUGUGACACAGGGAGUAUGACAGAGCUGAUAGCUUGCAUAAUUCAGAGAGUAGGAGAUGACAUUGAUCGGAACCAUCUUCCACAGAUUAUGUAUGAAGAUGAAGAGCAUGACAAAGUGGUACUUGCAACAGAUAGUGACCUUGCAGCAGCUGUAGAACAUGCUAGGGUUGCUGGAUUGAAAGGUUUGAGACUGUACCUGGAUUACUCUGGUUCAGGUGGCAAUAGCGAGACAACACAGUUGAAAUCAGGAGGUUCAGGAAACCUAGAACUUGCAAGAAAGGAUGCUUGGGCCACAGCAUAUAGCACAGUUGCUGCAGGUGCUGCCCUCAUUGCUGGGCUUGGUGUGAUGGCAUAUUUGAGGAGAGCUAACUCCUAAUAAAAGAUCCCAUUGAAAGUGUUUUGCCAAGAAGCCAAGCACAACUUUGGAAGCAGUGGCCCCCAGUUCCUAGCAGCCUGCAGACGAAGCAGCUAUAUGAUUAUGAAGGACUUCCCUUUUUGCGUAGAAUCUAGAAAUUAUUUGCAGCUGAGUAGUUCCUACCUGAUGGAACUAGAUGCUGUAGAAUUACAUCCUGCUCUGUAAUAUGAAAUGAUUUAUUUAUUGUAAAAUGAUGCAUUGCCUCUCAAUUUAUACGAACAAAAGUGCACAUUAUGUGAAACAAAAUAGAUGGUAAUAAACUCGUUUAAUAUGAGCA